GGUGCAGUGAAUCCAGCCACACAUCCAGUCCAAUCCAUGGUCCUAUCCAACUCUGAAACAAACUGCUGUGACCUCUCCUCACCGGCGGAGGUGAGACGAGCGAGUGUAACGACAGAACACUUACCAGCUGUAACCUCUGGUGUCACAACGGUGUCGCAGAACACCUACCAGUUCGAGCAUUCUCCGUGCCCGCCUCGUGUGGCAUGAGCGGCGGCACAUCAUCAUGGUCGUGGCUGCGUUUCCGAUCGCCAAGUUGGCCGCACUGGCCUUCCGUCAGCUCAGCAAGCCGCUGGCCAACCGCAUCAAGCAGGGGGCCAAGAACAGCCCCUUCUUCCGUACAUACGUGUGCAUGCCACCGGCGCAGUUGUACCACUGGGUCGAGGUGAACGUCAAGAUGCGCAUCCUGAACCUGGGCAAGCCCACCGAAGUGCCUCCGCUCAAUGAGGCGAUGGCCAUCGAGCUGGGCGCCGAGCUGCUGGGCGAAAUGAUCAUCUUCGCUGCGGCCGCCGCCACGCUGAUCGCCGAGUACAUGCGCCAAGCGCGCAACGAGCGGCUGCGCGAGAACGCCAAGGAGGAGAAGCAUCUCUGCCUCGAGUGCGAAGUCAAGGACCUGCGGCUACGCGUCGAACAUCACGAGGCGCAGAUCAAGCACCUCACCAGGCUGGCCGGCACCUUCGUGGUCGCGCCGCCACCGCCAGCUGCUGAAGAGGGCGCCAAAUCGAAACUGGCUGGAAGCACCGAAACGAAGGCUUCAGGCAACACCGAACCUGUCAAGGCAUCAUCGGCGAACAGUAUUGAAUCUAACACCACAGUCGUAGGUCGUGCCUUGAACGAUGCAACGACGAGUCUUCUAGGAAAGACCUUGUCGUAGUCACAGUGCGGACGACGGGUGCUCCCGGUGCUGAGAGGACCUCCGCGGGACGUCAUAUGUGUCCUUCUCAGAGCUAGUUCGUGCGUCCUCCAAACAAGUCUCCCUGACGCCUCAAGGAACGCGUAUACUUUCACGUUGCUUCGCGAAGGAGUUGUUGACCUUUCUCUCUGUUGUGCUGGAAUCGAAACGUUCGCUGUGAUUUUUUUAUUUUCUAGUUUCUCUGCGUAGCCGUGGCCGCGUUUGAGGCGGCACGUCUUAAAGCGCGCACUUUCAAAUCGAAACAUGUGUCAUUUGAUGCAUAACUGAGCAGAUUGAGCAAACACAAUUUAUUUUGCUAAUACAGUUUAAGCUAGUGCUAGGCCCGUGCUUGAUGCAUCGUACAAUUGACGUAAGCCCGCCUUUUAUGUAAGCGACCCUUGCAGAUAGUUAUAAAUUUUGCAUAAUAAUAAGACAGCACACUUUGAAAACUGAAUGUGUAAAAAGGAAUUCUACUUGUGUGAGAAGCCUGAAUAAAUUUGCCUGCUCCUGGUAUUUUUAACAGCUGGCAGUGCAUAGCAUAUUU
Messenger RNA from Rhipicephalus microplus (southern cattle tick), 1433 nucleotides. Its product is annotated as optic atrophy 3 protein homolog. Lineage: Eukaryota; Metazoa; Arthropoda; Arachnida; Ixodida; Ixodidae. Gene Ontology annotation, cellular component: mitochondrion. The record is from RefSeq and is a predicted model, not a curated record. Gene Ontology annotation, biological process: regulation of lipid metabolic process.